Messenger RNA from Sycon ciliatum, 3769 nucleotides. RefSeq lists its product as uncharacterized. The coding region runs from base 306 to 3083 and encodes 925 amino acids. The record is from RefSeq and is a predicted model, not a curated record. Gene Ontology annotation, biological process: immune system process; regulation of transcription by RNA polymerase II. The transcript has 12 exons. Gene Ontology annotation, cellular component: nucleus. Gene Ontology annotation, molecular function: RNA polymerase II cis-regulatory region sequence-specific DNA binding; DNA-binding transcription factor activity, RNA polymerase II-specific. Lineage: Eukaryota; Metazoa; Porifera; Calcarea; Leucosolenida; Sycettidae.
AUACUGUCUUGUACUUUCUAGCACUGCUAGUAGGAAAGUCAACAACAGUGAAAGUCAAUAGCAAGACGGAGCUAAAAUCUUUUAGUUUUGGUUUGCACAGUGACCGACUAGCCCCGUAGUAGUGUUCGAACACACAAGCAAGUGUCGGAACAAAGCCUCAAUAGCCAGGCAUCCGUGUAUUCGUACUUGCACAAGCUGGUCGAAAGCGGCAGGCUGCGUGCGCAAAGUCCUGUAACUUCGGCCUUGAAUUCGAUGAGGCUGCUGCUGCCGCCGCCGCUGCUAUCUGUGCUCGGGGAGCGACUGAGAUGGAGCGUGAGAGUGACAUAGGAGCCAUGCAACGGUGCCCUAGCGUGGACCCGCUGAGCUCUUAUAUUAACCAUGCUUCUUCCGGAUCGAAUGGAAGUGUGUUGCCAACCCCUGCACAAGCAACUGGAGCAGCAGCCUCGUCUUUCAUCUCUCCCCUUGGGCCGUCGUCCAUGGUGCAGCAUAGUGCUUGUGUCCCCGGUAUGAACGGCUCCGGCUCAAGUUUGAGUAUGAUGGCCGGUCCGUCGUAUAUGACCGGUCUUCACGGCCAACCAGGUAACAUGGCCGGUUCUCUCUAUUCCGCCCCUGAGCUGAAGACGGAGAGGAAGUUAUUCCUACCAUUCCUGGAGCAACUGCUCGACGAGGAGACAAUCGAGGGACUGCACUGGAUCGACAGGGACAAGCGGAUUUUUCGCAUGCCCUGGAAGCACAUGAAGCGGCAUGACUAUAUCCAGGAGAAGGACGCAGCACUGUUCAAAGCAUGGGCGAUCAACUCUGGUAAAUACAAAGAAACUGAUCCGGACCCGUCGCGCUGGAAGAUUAACUUUCGGAGCGCUCUGAACACCAUGAAACACGUGUUCGUGGAGAUAAUGGAUGAGAAUGUGGAUCGAGACGACUGCCGCAUCUUUCGCAUUGCCGUGCCGCCAACGGAGACUGCUGCCGCAAAUCGUAGAAAGCGAGCCAUGAUACCCGUGCUGGCACAGCGCACCACUGGGCAAGCGCCCAUCAAGCCAUGUCCGGUGACGGCAGCAAUGCCAACGUUUGCAGACUAUGGCCAGACUACUUCUCAGACCUCUGACCAGGUGCACUGGCAGCAGCAGCAGCAGCAGCAGCAGCAGCAGCAGCAACAGAUGGUAUCGGGUGGUGGUAUGCAAGCCUCUGGCCAUGGCUGGGCAAUGGGCCGUGUUUCCCAUGCGCCGGGGCAGGGCGCAAUGCCCUGGGCAGGGCAGAGCAUGGGGCAGGUGCAAGUUGGGUGGUCGCAUACGGGCAUUACGCAGGAGCAGCAUUCCGAGAUGCUACGGUUGCAGGAGGCGCAGGCGGGAUUGCACGAUGCAAUAGAGAUAGCAAAAGCACAGUUCAACCUAGAAAAUGUUGGUGAAAGUGGAGAGCCCAUCACUCUGGAGGGAACGUUUCACGUGAUCUAUUGUGGAUCAGUGAGCAGUGUAACCCUUCAUAUUAUACUCCAGCUAUCGUUUCCACGCCAACCACCUGAUGUUAUUGUGGUACAUGCUGAGGACGUGGACUUAUGUCGACGCUGUGAAAGUCUCAUUCAGCAGAUGGACUACAACCUGUAUUGGUCUUAUCGUUCGUGCAACUUGAUUGGCUUCUUGGAUUCCCUCGCCACUGAGCUGGAGAGGCAUGACUUGAGAGAGGUGAUAUGCACGACGCCACCAUUGCGGGUACUGUUGAACUGCCGCGCCAAGCGUCCUUCUAGAAAGCAACGUCCGCGCGGCUGGCAGACGCAUGGCCGAACGGGGCGCAGCGAAGGCUCGCCACUCGAUGCUCAGUCUGAUCCGUCAGAAGCUCAAGGAGCAGCAGACAGCGGUGAGGCUGCUGCAGGUGACAACGCUGGCCAGUCGGAGUCCCAGCAAGGGAACCGUAAGAAGAGAAAGCACUCGGCAUUCCAGCCUUAUCGGAAGCCGGAAGGCCAAGGAGAAUCUGGCACUACGACAGGGAGUCCAAAGCGUAUCAGGACACUUGGUCCGCCGCCUCUAGCAAGGCUCUCAGACCAGGAGGAGAUCAACAAAAGCGGUGCACGCGCAAUGCGUGGUCACGAGGCUGACCAGACGGACCUGACGAAUAGCUCGCUGCGUAGUGGUGAUCGUGACAAUGAAGAGCAGACAGCCAGACAAGUUGGCAAGUAUCAUGAUGGAGCUGGUGAGAUGCUACUGGACAGCAACUUUCCAGAUUUGAAGGCUUACUGUAUCUACUUGGAAGACCAAUGCGCUGCAAAGGAUCUACAGUUGCAAAAGAAGAGCAGUUCAUUGAAAGAUUAUCAAGCACGCAUUGCUGAGUUGGACCGGGCUUACAACGACAUGCAACAUCAUGUCCAGCGGCAAGUAUUCGAAAUAUCAGAUCUUCGCCAGUGCCUGGAUGUCAAGCAAGCACUUGUUGACAAGCUUGAAUCCCAGCUGAGUGUUUCCAAGUACUAUCUGACAUCAGCCCAGCAGAAGCUAAACAAAGCCCCGUACUUGUCACAAGUGCGCAGGGAUGAUCGCGAGGUGGUCGACAUACUAGUACGCCGCAAGCCACAGCCGGUGCACGCCGCCAUGAGCAUUCCGAAUGAACAUGACGCAAACGAGAACGAGUCUGAACAGAUGGGCGGAAGGCACACAGGAGGAGAGGACUCAGUUGGCAACAGUAGUCGGAGACUCCUAGCAACCGCAGCUACGGUGCCCAUCGGUUUUGGUGAUGAAGGCAAGGACCAUGAAGCAGAUGCAGAGACCGAUAGCAUCCAUCCUGUUGAGCAUAUCAAGAAAGUGACGGAUUACGAGUCAAAGUGUGUUCCCUGGGAAGGGUUCUCCAGUGACAGUAGCAGGGCUGCUUCACCCACUGCCUUGAUUUUGGACACGGCUGGAGACAGUGACUGUGCGGAGGAGGCGGAAACAAGGACAGCACGCCUUGGGAACCUCUAUUUCGAAGAUGAUGCUCCAUCUCCACCUGGCAUGCAGGGAGAAUCACAUUCAGGUGCAGCAAACCAUGCUGAUGAUUCCCCGGCACCGGUGAGACAAACUGCUACCAAUACUGCUAGUGGAGAAGCUGAAGAAAGGAAGGAGUGACCUCUACUUGACAACAUCGUGAAUGUGAAGAGAUGGUGUAUGUGCAGGUGUUUGUACAAUCCCCGUUGUUCCAUUCAAGGCAGUCUAGCACUGACGGAUGUCAGCAUUGGGGAAAUCAAAGAAUCGGCAAGUUGUACUUAACUAGGGUUCUGGUGCCAUUGCUUGGGAGUAUUGUGCCAGUCAUUUAAUAUGUGGAAGAAGAUACCGAGGAAGGUCGGCAUCAGUACGGUGCUCAGUCACAUCUACCUGCGUAUAUGAAAUUACGAAGUCUUGAAACAGCCGUGCCAACCAGUAUAACACCUGAUGUUGCGACAUCCGGUAUCAUAUGCUGCAUUCCACUGUGGCUGCUAACGGCCGCCAUUGCCGGUGUUCGACGUACGAUUGUCACAUAUUGGAGUCAUUGCUCAAAUUCUACUUUUUUUUAAAGUAUUUUCAGGAUGAUCAACGUGAUGAAGGAACUUUAAUUUGUGUUUGCAAACUAUGUAAACCGCACAGAGUACUUGGGAUUUUAGUAGAGAGUAAUUCUAUCCGAUGCAGUCUUCUCGCGUAUUUCUUCAUUUAUUGUAUGGAUGGAAACAGCUAAUUUAAAACUUCAUUUUAUUGUUCCGACAAGCCACACUGCAUCCUCAGUUGCAAGUUAAAAUUUACACUAAUAAUAACUGUCUAAUAAAACAGUCUAAAAGAGA